Messenger RNA from Salvelinus namaycush (lake trout), 1020 nucleotides. It is a transcript of the gene taf10, whose product is annotated as TAF10 RNA polymerase II, TATA box binding protein (TBP)-associated factor. The record is from RefSeq and is a predicted model, not a curated record. The transcript has 5 exons. The coding region runs from base 251 to 814 and encodes 187 amino acids. Gene Ontology annotation, cellular component: SAGA complex; nucleus; transcription factor TFIID complex. Lineage: Eukaryota; Metazoa; Chordata; Actinopteri; Salmoniformes; Salmonidae. Gene Ontology annotation, molecular function: promoter-specific chromatin binding; RNA polymerase II general transcription initiation factor activity. Gene Ontology annotation, biological process: transcription initiation at RNA polymerase II promoter.
UGGUUAUGCCGGACAUUGAAAUUGAUGCACACGGAAGGCGUGAAAAUACAAUUUCGUAAGCUAACGCCACUGUUUGCUAGCACGAUUAUAGUGUACGAAUGAUCUUUAUUUUUCGCUAUUUGCCCAUACACUGUUGUAAAAGGGUAUUUUUGGCAGUUAAUUUAAUCCUUUCACUAUAGCUAGCUAGCUAACUUAAUUUUUUGAUUUUGUCUAUUUCACCAAGCGAACUGCGGUGCAGCCAGCAACCAAUAUGAACGUUGAUACUCCACAGCCAGUCAUACCAGGGGGCUCUUCUUUAAUUUCCUCGACAUCCAGUAAUUGCAUCACUAACAACAAUGCAGCAACUAAUGUCAGCAGUAUCCCCUCGGUUGCCAUAAGUAAUGCCCCAACCUCGGCUACCAUGGCUACACCAUCAUCUGACACAUCCGUGUCCAAUGGUGUCUAUGUUCCCGGUGGCAUUGCCAACGGCGAUGUGAAGCCUAUAAUCUCCACCACACCACUGGCUGACUUUCUCAUGCAAUUGGAGGACUACACUCCUACAAUCCCUGAUGCAGUGACAGGCUACUAUCUCAACCGGGCCGGCUUUGAGGCGUCUGAUCCGCGAAUAAUCCGUUUGGUCUCCCUAGCAGCUCAGAAAUUCAUCUCAGACAUUGCUAACGAUGCCCUGCAGCAUUGUAAAAUGAAGGGCACUGCCUCUGGGAGCUCCAGGAACAAGACAAAGCAGGACAAGAAGUACACAUUGACCAUGGAGGACCUCUCCCCUGCCCUGUCUGAGUAUGGCAUCAACGUAAAGAAACCUCAUUACUUCACAUAGGAUAUUGGCAUAUGCAGUCUGGCAGCUUCUGCUGUUUCUGCACCUCAUAAACCCCUUAUGAUGGUCCUUUAGGAUGGCCAUGGAAUAUUAAUUGCAGUCACUCUUUUGUUCCGUUUUUUUUCCCCCAAGUAGAGCAUGCUUUGCUUUGUGUGAAUUUGAGCUUGUAAUAUUUUAUUAAGACAAAUAAAAUGUUCGGCAAUUACUUA